AAUGUCCGACACGUGUCUCAACAUAGAUGCCCCUAGAAGGGUCUCUCUCUACACUUUCAAAAGCUCCCUCCUUUUUAACUCCUCUCACUGUCUCUCUCCAAAAAACCAUCUCUAUCUCUCUGUUGGGUUUUUGAGCUUUCAGAGAAGAUUCAGCUAAAAAGAUUUGGUGGUAUUCUGAUGAGAGAUAGCUAGAAAGAGGGCCAAAGAAACUCUACAAGCAUCCAUGGACCAAUCACAACAAACCCGACAGCAACAGUCACAGCAGCAACCUGUAGUAGCUGGUGCAGGUCAGAUGGCCUAUGCUUCUACCCCCUACCAAACUGCUCCAAUGGUGGCUUCUGGGACUCCUUCCAUAGCCAUCCCCUCCCCAACUCAGUCUCCAGCCACCUUCUCUAAUUCACCACACCAACUUACAUACCAGCAGGCCCAACAUUUCCACCACCAACAGCAGCAGCAGCAACAACAGCAGCUUCAGAUGUUUUGGACCAUCCAAAUGCAGGAAAUUGAACAAACAACUGACUUCAAGAACCAUAGCCUUCCACUUGCUCGGAUUAAGAAGAUAAUGAAAGCUGAUGAAGAUGUUCGGAUGAUUUCAGCAGAGGCUCCUGUUAUUUUUGCUAAAGCGUGUGAAAUGUUCAUCUUGGAGCUCACCUUGCGCUCUUGGAUCCAUACUGAAGAGAACAAAAGAAGGACGCUACAGAAGAAUGAUAUUGCAGCUGCAAUUUCCAGGACCGAUGUUUUUGAUUUCUUAGUUGAUAUUAUUCCAAGAGAUGAGUUGAAAGAGGAGGGUCUUGGGGUCACUAAGGCAACUAUUCCUGUUGGCCCUCCAGCUGAUCUUCCAUACUAUUAUGUUCCUCAGCAUCCUGUAGGACCUCCAGGGAUGAUCAUGGGAAAGCCAGUUGAUCAAGCAGCUGCCUAUGAAGCCCAGCAGCCACAACCUCCAGUGGCACUCAUGCCAUGGCUGCAGACUCAACCUCAACAGCAGCAAAGCGACCCUUGAUGUCCAGGAUGUGUGGCGGGAGUGUAGCAGCAGUCUGAUUGUCAGGGGAUUAUUUUAGCAGUGUCUUUGCAUCUGUGGUGAAGGGUUUAGCUUAGCAUUAGUCAGUCUUUGUGAUACCAAAACUGAGUUGUCUAUGAUGGUCAAGAUGUGACAUUUGCUUGUUUGCACUAUUGUUUGAAAAAUCGUUAUGAUUCUUUGGUGGUUUAUGCUUGAAGAAAAGGAUGGUGAUACUGUUUUUAA
This is a messenger RNA of Populus trichocarpa (black cottonwood), 1240 nucleotides long. Its product is annotated as nuclear transcription factor Y subunit C-2. Gene Ontology annotation, biological process: regulation of DNA-templated transcription. Gene Ontology annotation, molecular function: DNA-binding transcription activator activity, RNA polymerase II-specific; protein heterodimerization activity; DNA binding. Lineage: Eukaryota; Viridiplantae; Streptophyta; Magnoliopsida; Malpighiales; Salicaceae. The coding region runs from base 224 to 1000 and encodes 258 amino acids. Gene Ontology annotation, cellular component: nucleus. The transcript has 2 exons. The record is from RefSeq and is a predicted model, not a curated record.